AUGACUGCAUUCCCUGCUGGCAUUCAGGUAGCCUGGAAUUGUGCUCUGAUGUGUGCUUGUGGCUUGGCUUUGGGUCAGGAGUUCAAGGGUAAGGCAGUCAACACCGCCCUUGGUCCUAUGAUGAACAUGGGUCGUGUCCCCCAAGGUGGCCGUAACUGGGAGGGUUUCAGUGCAGAUCCUUUCCUAACUGGCGAAUCCGCAUACUGA
Messenger RNA from Suillus fuscotomentosus, 207 nucleotides. Its product is annotated as glycoside hydrolase. Gene Ontology annotation, biological process: glucan catabolic process. The record is from RefSeq and is a predicted model, not a curated record. Lineage: Eukaryota; Fungi; Basidiomycota; Agaricomycetes; Boletales; Suillaceae. The coding region runs from base 1 to 207 and encodes 68 amino acids. Gene Ontology annotation, molecular function: beta-glucosidase activity. The transcript has 2 exons.